Molecule: messenger RNA, 657 nt
Organism: Saccharomycopsis crataegensis
Lineage: Eukaryota; Fungi; Ascomycota; Saccharomycetes; Ascoideales; Saccharomycopsidaceae
Gene: FMP23
Product: Fmp23p
Exons: 1
Coding region: 1-657 (218 amino acids)
Source: RefSeq, a predicted model, not a curated record
AUGCUAAGACCCCGCCUGCUGAUAGUGAAAUGUCCCCCAACAAUUACUAAAAGGCUCUUUGCUGCUUCUGCGAUCUGUCAAGGCAAACCCUCUGACCAAUUCUUUGGCUUGUCAAAACCUUCGAAUGUUGGCAACAAUAGCCCUGAGUCACUUGUAAUUGAUUGCUAUAAACAACAGAUCUUGAAAGAGUACAAUUUCCUCCAGAAAAUCUCUCCCAAGAGCACCCAGGAAGUUUACAGCCAAUUGCCGGACGAUUCGCAAUUCAUCGAGCAGCACUAUGCGGAAUUGAAGGCAUUCAAGAGCUUUCUCGAUAAAAACUACAAACAGACGUUUAGUGAUUGUCGGUCAGAAGAAUUGUUGGAGAAACUCUACAAGUUCAUUGAUGGCUCGUUGAUAGAAAGUAAAAUUAUCAUCAAAGGGAAUGCCCCAACCAACAAUCCCCUACAUUUGAUAUCCGAAAUGAAUGUCAAUAACAUUUUCAUCAAUCUAGAUAAUGAAGAGGUCCUGAUCAAAAGCUUGUUGAGGUUUUUGGUAGAUGUUAAAAUCACCUUGAACUUGAACAGCAACCAUACAUUUAUUUUGGAUACCUUGCUUUAUAAUCGGGAGAUCUUUGACAAAGUGGAUGAUAGAAUUGCCAACAGAAAGAAGAAACAUUAG